GGACCAUAUAAAUACACACUGAGCUGUGGGGACUGAGCUGUGGGGAGUUGAGCACGGAACACAAACAGCACCGCGUGCUGCCGGAAUCGAAAGCGCUGCGACCCAUAGGCCAAGCACAUACUCAUGAGUGGAAUUCGAGCCCUCACCCACCAGGACAAAAGUAGACCAGCGGGUGCGGUUCGUGCCCUGGAGCCGACCGACAAGGACGAGGAGGACGAGAUUCCUAACGACGAGGUGGAGUUGCUGAUCGUCCAAGCCUGGAGAACAAACACGGGGGAAAAAUUGUUGGGGCUACUAUUCGGGAAGGUCGGGGAUGGCCAUCUGGAGCCAAUCACGAACGAGGUCCUGGUGUUCCUGGCCCAGCUCCUAGACAAUCUGCCCUUGGAUAUCAUUUCGCGUUGUGACAAGAGGGUCACGGUAGCGACGCUUACCCGUACAUUGGUAUCGCAUUUACUGUGGUCCAUGUGUACGGAGCUUGACGGUGACAAUUGCUACUACCCCUCCUCAGGCCACUACGUGGCCAUCGACGUGAGCGAUCUCACCUUGUGGGAUCCGAUCAUCCGAAGAGUGGAGGUGGAAGGGGUAGCUGACGACGCGGAGGAAGAGAGAGAAGGGGAACGCGAAGAGGAAGAAGACGAAGACUCGGAGGCAGAGACCGACAAUCCCGAUUACCACGAGUCGGAGGAGAUUGGGUUGGGAAGGAGUGGAUCGGGCAAAUCAGACAGCCCCAGCGAGCAGAGCAAGGAAGAGGACGAGGUGGCAGCCCAGAGGAGACGAGAGAGGGCGGAAGGAAAGCGGUCAACAAAGGAAUUGGACGGGCUAGCAACGCGGCUGACACAAGGUGAUCCGGCGCGCAAUCCAAAGCCGCCGCAUGAGGAAUCCGGAGGAAAUGGCGUCACCACCGCGGACGGAUUUAGAAGCAGACGCCACAAAAGAAGUCCAGCGCUGGCUUAAUCCCCUUCACCUCCGCUGUCGGCCCGAAUACCCUUACAAGGGUAUUUUGGCACAUUUUUGCA
Chara braunii is the source of this 1016-nucleotide messenger RNA. Lineage: Eukaryota; Viridiplantae; Streptophyta; Charophyceae; Charales; Characeae. The record is from the annotation of a GenBank genome assembly.